Messenger RNA from Mucor mucedo, 369 nucleotides. RefSeq names its product ribosomal protein L22e. Bases 1 to 369 code for a protein of 122 amino acids. Gene Ontology annotation, biological process: cytoplasmic translation. Gene Ontology annotation, cellular component: ribosome. NCBI's taxonomy places the organism in Eukaryota, Fungi, Mucoromycota, Mucoromycetes, Mucorales, Mucoraceae. The transcript is spliced from 2 exons. The record is from RefSeq and is a predicted model, not a curated record. Gene Ontology annotation, molecular function: RNA binding; structural constituent of ribosome.
AUGGCUCCCGUCAAGACCUCCACCACUGCUGCCAAGAAGUCCAAGUUCGUUAUUGACUGUUCCGGUCCUGCCAACGACAAGAUCUUUGAUGCUGCUGCCUUCGAGAAGUACCUUCACGAUCGUAUCAAGGUUGAUGGUCGUACCAACAACCUCGGUGAGGCUGUCACUAUCUCUCGCUCUGCUGACAACAAGAUCACUGUUAUCACCAACAUUCCUUUCUCCAAGCGUUACCUCAAGUACCUCACCAAGAAGUUCUUGAAGAAGAACCAAAUCCGUGAUUGGCUCCGUGUCAUUGCUUCUGAUAAGCAAACCUUCGAGCUCCGUUACUUCAACAUUGCCAAUGAUGAAGAGAACGAGGAUGACGAGUAA